AUGUUCAAUGAAAAGACCGCAAAAACAAUACUAACGGAAGGAAAGAAAGUCCUAAUUACAACAAAUACACAGAAGGAAAUAGGCAUAAUUCUAGAAAAAAAGGAAAAAGCAACGGAGUCCGCAAACACCAUUACAAUAUACAAGGUGAAAACCGCAGCAGGUCUUAUAAAAUGGGUAUCUUUGGCCGCGCUUGAAACACUUGACACUUCUAUAAUGAGCGAAGAGACAGAUCUUGAAAUUGUUUGGCCCAAGAUAACACUUUCCUCCGCAUUUCAGGAGCUUCUUGUUCAAGAGAAAGAGACAAUGCCCUUGUACAAAGAGCCUCCUGCAGUCAAUCUUUCUGCAGACGAAAUAUUCACAAUGUUCUACAACUCUGAAGUGUAUAUAAAACAGCAGUCGGUUGAGGAGAUAAAAGAGAUAUUAAAAGGAUUCAAGGAGGUAUUCCUGUACUGCGUACAUACAUGUAUUUUGUAUAAAGAGGAAAGGGCAUUCUACGAGGAGUAUUUGUACCCAAAAACAACGAAAAUUCUGCAAACGUACGGGCUUACGCAUAUUCUCCGAAUGCUUCUUAUUAUGAGGCGAGUCCAGCCUACGCUGAACUUAAGCAGAGAACACAUGGAGUACAUGGGCGAGUGCAUCAGAUCCUUUCUUUUUUUCCUGCAGAUGAACGAGUCAUCUCUUCUUGACAGCAUAAAAGAAAACCGCGACCCACAAGACGCUGCACCAGAGAACCACGUGCCCUGUGCUACUAGCUCAGAUACAAGGCAUGAUUAA
Nematocida ausubeli is the source of this 774-nucleotide messenger RNA. RefSeq lists its product as uncharacterized. The transcript has a single exon. The coding region runs from base 1 to 774 and encodes 257 amino acids. Gene Ontology annotation, biological process: chromatin organization; regulation of DNA-templated transcription. The record is from RefSeq and is a predicted model, not a curated record. Gene Ontology annotation, cellular component: histone acetyltransferase complex; nucleus. NCBI's taxonomy places the organism in Eukaryota, Fungi, Microsporidia.